UAUAGCGCGGAGACAGGCGCGGGGCGGGGCAGCGCUCCAGGCCUCUCCUCUGCCCGCCGAGCCGAGGGCCGGGAGUUCGCUCUGAGGCGCUGCCUGGGCGCGCGUGUCGGGAUGUUCCGGGGCCGCAGCGCCUGGUUCUCGCAGAGCGUCAGCCGGGAGCUCCGCGAGUUGUGGGUGGCUGAAGGAGGAGUGAUUUCAACUCAUCAUGGUGCUGAUUACAUGUUCAGCAGUGAUGCUUCACACCCUGAUACACAGAGAAUACACGAGAGUCUAGAUUAUAUAGAGGGUAAAGCUACAGUUUUUCAUUCUUGUUAUCUCUCUGCAAAUGCAAGUGCCAGCUCUGAAAUGAAACAGACAGUGGCUUUGGGUCACUUCAUCCUUCCCCCUGCCUGUGUACAAGAAGAAAUUAGAAAAAAACUUGGUAGUUUUAUAUGGGAGCAGAUGAAUGAUUCUCUGAAGGAACAGCUUGAUGAAUUAUCACCAGUUGAAAUAAAGACUAGCAUAAAAGAGGAUGAGCAAAGAAUAAAGGGCAAAAAAGACCUGGAUGGAAGCAGUAAAGAAAAAAGAGUAUCAAAAACACCAGUGGGAGGGAAACUUGCAUUUUGUCCACUUCAGGAUUAUCCAGUGAACAACAUGGUGACAGGUUAUGUCUCUUCUAGUGAGAUGAAGAAAUACCUUGGGGAACUACAUGACUUCAUUCCUGGUACUUCAGGUUACUCGGUAUAUUGGGUUAAAAAUGAAAUGGACAUUUUCUCCGAUGUGAAAAAUAAAUUGAAAAGAAAACUAUAAAUGACAUUUAAAUGUAGCAUCUACAGGCUCCCCAGACAAUGUGCGAGGAGCGAGAGAGCUUGAUGACAAGACCAAGGAAAGCGGAGAUGUGAUGGCUGCACAUCAGAUCCCUGAAGCUGAUGGGCGGCAUUUUUUCAUCUGAGGUGGCUCUGAAAAAGCUGGAGAACGAGGAGGCAGAGAAGAAGAGACAGCAUGAGAGGGAAGAGAAACAAAGACAGUGCGCGGAGGAAGAGAAGAAGAGACAGCAUGAGGACCGGGACAGAGAACGACAGCACAAGGAACGCAUGCACCAGAGAGAGCUUGAAGACAA
Messenger RNA from Mauremys reevesii (Reeves's turtle), 1099 nucleotides. RefSeq names its product telomere repeat binding bouquet formation protein 2 (gene TERB2). The record is from RefSeq and is a predicted model, not a curated record. The transcript has 10 exons. Gene Ontology annotation, cellular component: nuclear inner membrane. Bases 112 to 789 code for a protein of 225 amino acids. NCBI's taxonomy places the organism in Eukaryota, Metazoa, Chordata, Testudines, Geoemydidae. Gene Ontology annotation, biological process: homologous chromosome pairing at meiosis; meiotic attachment of telomere to nuclear envelope.